Cylindrotheca closterium is the source of this 2295-nucleotide messenger RNA. Lineage: Eukaryota; Bacillariophyta; Bacillariophyceae; Bacillariales; Bacillariaceae. The record is from the annotation of a GenBank genome assembly.
AUGGGGACUGCAACAAGACCAAGUAAUCAACACUGGACAACUGUACAGGGUAGAGACAAGGAACAACAUAUCGUAGAGAACUUGCACGCGCUCAAGGAAGGGACCGAGGAACCCGCAACAAGCACUCAAGAAGGGAUGGCAGCGUCUCCGGGAAGGUUAACUCCCAUGCACGAUUCAAGUGAUUACGCUGCCACAAGAAAUGUUAUUGGAACGCCCUCCACUGUAUCGACGGCACCGUCAACAGAUGACGCGUCCUUGAUGACAGAUUACAAGCUAGAUGAUACUGUGCUUCCGCACUUGCUUCAACCAGGACAUAGAAGGAACCACUCAGGUAGCUCUUUCGGAGAAGAAGGUUUGCUGCUGGGUGGACUUCCGAUGCCAAGAUCAACAGAUAUUAACAACCCAUGGCACCAAGCGUCGCAACAAGGACAACGAUCUUACGGAGGACCUAAUAGAAUUCCGCAGAAUCAACAAAGAGUUGCAAGCUUUCGAAAUCAACUUCCAAAUGCUGCUCCUAGUGGAUGGAAUCAACCUGUGCAUCAGCAACCAUUCAAGUCUGACGGGCAAUAUGAACAACAGAAUCGAAGAAGGCCUUUAGAAAUUGAAGUGCGACAACCGCAGCAAUAUGGACAGCAAGGUUAUGUUCCGUACCAUCAGCAGCAACAACCACAAGGAAGACGAGGUCUCAGCCCAACUAGACAAGCUGGCUCCCAUAGUCAGCGUGCCAUGACUCCUCCAAGAAAUUUUAGGGGACCUCGACAGCAAGGUCAAUCAUCAACAGGCCCCAAGAGUACACCGACAAGCCCACAUCAACAAACAUCAAAUCCUCAAAGGUCAAAUGCUGAAGUUCUGAAAACACUUCUCAGGAAAAAGGCUUGUUUGUUUGAACCAGACACAUCUCGAGCGGUAGCUUUGAUUACGUGGCUCGUUGGUAGAGAACUAGCAAUGGGAUUCGGUUUCUUUUCGCGCCAACAGCUGCAGUCAGGAGUCCAUGCCUGUGUUGCAAGCAAAAUAGAAGGCGGAAUAAUCACCCGGACCAGAGUGAAUCGGUGCAUGCAGAUCAUUCUCAACUCGUGUUUUCAUUAUAUAAUUCCAAGAGCUGAUGGAACGGAAGAGAAGGGUGACUAUUUCCGCAACGGAUUUGCAUCCAGUGUGAAAGAUGACUCUUUUAUGCUCAGGUAUCUGUCGCGAUUGUGGAACGAUGUUACUGUUGACCGAGAUACUGUCAUCCAUGCAGCACUGCACGAUGUCGAUGAAAAGCAACACACGGCUGGCGAAUACACGCCAAAGUCCUCCCCGAAGCUCUCAAGCACUGAAGCCCCCAAGAGUCCACCGCACUUGGGUGAUCAUCAUGAUCACGAAUCCAAGAGGGCAGUCUUGCUUUGUUUCAAUGAGAAUGUGCGAUCAGCCGAAGAUGUAUUUAGAUGCCACAAUGAAUUCAUUCGAGACACUGCAAAUGCCGCUCAUUUGCAGUUAACAGCAUCAGAAUGGAGAUCAUUCUUUGGUCGAGAAGCUGGCAAUGGAAACUACCUCUUGGGCAAGAUUGGCAUUCCAAUGACUCCUCAAGAUUCAGCUUCUGGUCAAGAUGUGUUUGGAAGGAUGUCUCCCGAAGAAGCAGGAAAAUUCCGAACAAGUUGGUGCUGCAAGCGAUAUGACCAUGACCACUCACUUUGUGGAUUUGCUCAUGUCGAUGUCAACGGAGGGUGGCUUCGCCGCAAUCCAUAUCAAUUUCCGUACCAGAACGAGAUGUGUCAACAUGUUAGCAAGAUCGCUGAUCCAAAGCUGGGUGCUUUAUAUUUGAACAAGUGUCCACAUGGGUUGCAGUGUGACAAGGCUCAUUCGAAUGAAGAAAUGAUGUACCAUCCCAACAUUUACAAGUCCAAGGUUUGCCCCUCAAGCAGCAACCACUCGUGUCCGAUGGGAGAUGUUUGUGCCAAUUUUCAUCCUCAAGAAUCGACUCGUCCUUCCAAAAAAGUGACGGAGAAGCAUUCCACACCUCGGCAUGGCAAAAAAGGAGAACAGCCUGCCAACACCAAGACAGCGCAUUUGGCUCCGAACUCUGCUCCAAUCGUGUAUGCGAGCCCAGCCCCUUUCUCAAGCUUUGAACAACAACUCUUGAUGCCAGGGCUUCAGAAUCUUUAUCGCCGCAACUCUUCAGUGAUUCGAGCUCACUUGCGAUCGAAGGACAAACCUUCUUGCUCGUACAGUUGCUUUGGCGAUGAUGCUGGGAUUAGCACAGAAGCGAAGGAGAAUUCACGAUCUCAUAUUGGGUUGCCCUCAGUGCGGAGGGCAUAG